Molecule: messenger RNA, 1873 nt
Organism: Tripterygium wilfordii
Lineage: Eukaryota; Viridiplantae; Streptophyta; Magnoliopsida; Celastrales; Celastraceae
Product: IRK-interacting protein-like
Exons: 2
Coding region: 276-1682 (468 amino acids)
Source: RefSeq, a predicted model, not a curated record
CCGGUGUGAACAUUAAAAGCUUUUCCUAACUAAAAUACCAUGCAGUACUAACCCCUCUGUCAAAAACUUGACCAGUCCCACAUCUAUCCUCUGGUUCACGGCCAUGAUUACAAGACGACGAUGAAGCAGCAGCCUAGACAAUGAAAGACAACGAAAAUAGAUUACACUACAAAACACACACGCAUAUAGGCAGCUAUCCUUCUAUGUGGUAAAACCCUCAACACAACCAAAAUUUGCUCACAAGGGCAAGCCAAGAAUGAAGCUCUGAAACAAGCAUGAAGUCUCCUUCGUCCUCCUCCAGAUCUCCUUCUUCACUCCAUCUCUCAUCCUCUCUCUUCACCCCGAUUCAGGAAUGUGAAGGAGAGGAAGACGAGCUUAGUGAAACGAAAUCGCAAUCCAGACCAAGUACUUGUUGUAUCGAAAAAUCUCCGAGUCUAGGGCACAAUAUUCCAACACCGUUUCAUGAAAAGGAAGGAAAAUCCAAGAAAAGACACGAAGAAGAAGAUGGGUCGGUCUCCUGCAACAAAUGCCGGCCACACUCACGAGAGAAGAUUUCAGUGGUUCCGUUGGAUAACAACGGCAUAAACAAACACUCAUUCCCAAUCGUUAGUCCCAACACAAUUUUCAAGUCCAUAUUCUCGUCUCUGACAAGAAAAAGCCCCAAAUCGACUGAUUCAAGGGAAGAGCAAUGGAAGAUUGCGGUGGCAGAGCUUUCACAUAAGCUGAUUCAAGCAACAAGAAAGAGAGACGAGGCGGUUCUCGAAGCUUCCAGAUUAAAAUACUCCGUGACUGAAUUAGAGAAGAAAUUGAACAAACUUGAAGUCUAUUGCUACAGUUUGAAGUCCGGACUCGAUGAAUGUACUGGAACUUCACCGCAUCAGGUUCGGAUGGUUAAGGAUAUUUAUCAACGCCGUGUGAUUGGUGAUAAAGCAAUAGAACAGUUUCUGGUCUCUGUCUCCGACGCUAGGUCCUGUGUUCGCUUGUUAAGUCGGUCGCUAACCUUGCAAGCGAGGCAUGUAGGAACCAAAGUUUAUGAAAAACUAUCUGUUCUUCUACAACCUUAUGGAAUCAAGAUUUCUAUCUCCAAGAAUCCCAGGAGUGUUCUGUUCUAUCUAGAGGCUCUGUUGAACAAAUGUUUCUUUGAAGAGUUCGAGUCAAUCGGGUACCAAAAGAACUCAACAAAUCAAAUUCUGAACCCAAUGGACCGAUGUGAAGCGAAUUACAAUUCGUUCAAUGGGUUGAAACGGUUGACAUGGGAGGAGGUGUUGAGCAAGGGAACAAGACAUUUCGGUGAGGAAUUUAGCAGGUUUUGUGACAGGAAAAUGAGUGAGAUAGUGGCAAUGUUGGAGUGGAACAGGGCGUGGCCAGAGCCAUUGUUGCAGGCCUUCUUUGGUGCCUCAAAAAGUGUGUGGUUGGUGCACCUUUUGGCUAACUCAGUGCACCCAAGCUUGCCAAUCUUUAGGGUGGAUAAAGGUAUCAGCUUUGAUUCGGGUUACAUGGAGGACAUGGGUGGAGACCGAGCAAGGAAGUUGGUUCCGACUGCGGUUCGAAUCAUGGUUGCACCUGGGUUCUAUGUCUAUGGCAAUGUGGUCAAGUGCAAGGUGCUUUGCAGGUACCGUAACAACAUAAACGAUAAUGAUAUUAGCAACAGUAAUGAUCAGGGUUUGACCCCAUCACCUUAAUUAAAUAGGGUUUAAUUCUUUUAAAAAAAGCUAUAAGAUUUGGAUAAAGCCUGUAUUUUUAACACUUUGUGCUUUGACUAUUAUGCGCUAUGGUGUUCAUUAAGUAUUGUGAUGGAAAAGCUAAGGAAUGUUGGGAUUGAUGGGUUUUCAUGGAAGAUAAAUAAUUGGAAUUAUCUUGUUUGUUUUGUAUU